AUGACUUCAGAAAACAAGAAGGAAAUCUCCCUAGCAAUCCUAGACGACUACGCAAACGCAGCACCCAAACACUUCCAACACCUCCUCUCCAACCUCCAAAUCUCCUCCUUCCCCCAAACCCUUAACCCUUCCUCCUCUCCCCAAAAUCUCGAAACUCUAGUCCAGCGACUCGAAGAGUUUGAAAUAAUCUCCACAAUGAGAGAACGCACUCCAUUUCCCAAAGAAUUAUUACAGAGAUUACCGAAGUUACAAGUCUUGCUUACGACGGGAUUGAGGAAUUCUGCAUUGGAUUUGGAUUUUGCAAGGGAGAAGGGGGUUUUAGUUUUAGGGAGUCGAGGGGAGAGGAGAUCUCCAAAUCAAGAUGAUGAAGAGGAGGAGGAAGAAGAAGCAGGGGAAGAAGAACUACCGCCUCCAAAAGGCUGGUCAGCAGUAAAUCAACACACCUGGGCUUUACUUUUAAGUCUCUGUUCCCGAAUCCCCCACGACGACCGAUCACUGAAAACCUCCCCGAAAUCUUGGCAAUCUGGUCUAGGGAUUUCUCUAGCGGGGAAGACUUUAGGAGUAGUGGGAUUGGGGAAAUUAGGCAGUGCCCUGGCCCGAACGGCGAUUUUGGGGUUUGGAAUGCGAGUUUUGGCUUGGAGUGAAAAUCUCACGCAGGCUAGAGCUGAUGAUGUUAUUGCUAGGGAAGGAUUACCGGGGGGAGCGAUUAGAGUUGUGGGAAAAGAGGAAUUGUUCCGUAAAGCGGAUGUUGUGAGUUUACAUCUUGUACUUGGUGAGAGGACGCGAGGGAUUGUUGGGGAGAGGGAGUUGGGGUUUAUGAAGAAGAGGGGGAUUUUGGUUAAUUCUUCUAGGGGAGGGCUUGUGCAUGAGGGGAGUUUGGUGGAGGUUUUGAAGAGUGGGGGGAUUUGGGGGGCUGCUUUGGAUGUUUUUGAUCAGGAGCCGCUGGGGGAGGGGAGUGUUUGGAGGGAAUGUGAGGGGUGGAAGGGGAUGGUUGUUUUGAGUCCGCAUAUGGGGUAUGUUAAUUCGGGGACUAUUAAUCGGUAUGUCUUGUUGUGUUUCCUUGUUGAUGCAGUGGAAGAGGUUUACUGA
Messenger RNA from Ramularia collo-cygni, 1089 nucleotides. RefSeq names its product related to phosphoglycerate dehydrogenase and related dehydrogenases. The transcript has a single exon. NCBI's taxonomy places the organism in Eukaryota, Fungi, Ascomycota, Dothideomycetes, Mycosphaerellales, Mycosphaerellaceae. Bases 1 to 1089 code for a protein of 362 amino acids. The record is from RefSeq and is a predicted model, not a curated record. Gene Ontology annotation, molecular function: NAD binding.